AUGACAAGAGCUGACAAUAAUACUCUAGGCAUUCCCUUGGAUAUUGCAUUGCGCGUGAUUGAUGCAGUAUCCUCAGAUCAUGUAACGCUUAAAGCAUGUUGCCUCGUCAAUCGGGCGUUGUCAGCCUACGCCCAAUCGCUUCUAUUGCGCAGAGUCACACUGGAAUCAUACCGCAUCUUCUGCCAAUACUUGCAAGCUGUCGACCCGUCGACCGACCGAGGACGGCAACUGGGGCAACUCACCCACGAGCUGACAUUCGUAUGUGAGUCCCCCAAAUACACGGAAUCUGCACAUCUGGCGAUACGUGACAUCUUCAAACUCUUACCCCGCCUCCCACAACUCGACCAUCUUGAAUUUCACCUUCGAGGCAGACACGAUUUUACCCCGGACCAACUAGACAUCCUAUCCCACGCAACUUCCAUCACCUCGUUGAGCCUACAUAAUUUUAGUAGGUUCGGUCAAUCGAAUGUGCAUGAUGUGCUUGCGUCUCUCCCACAAAUAACCAGGCUUUGUCUAGAGGGAUCUGCGUUUCGCAUAGUCCAGGGACGAGAGCCCCUGAAUAUUGCGUUAUCAGAGUUGCACUGGCACAUCGAUCUCGAUCCCUCCGCCCAGGAGCUCAAAUGGCUCUUGGGUGAAUCCUCCAACCUACGUGCUCUCUCUAUUGUUUCCUCCCAGUCAGAUAAGCCCAGGACCUUUCCCGAACGACUAUUGUUCUUCGUCUUGGAUCAAUACGGACACAACAUGCAUACCUUGCGGCUGUCGGACAGAGUUGACUCGCUCGACUUUGUGCAGUCGUCAUGUCCGAUGCUGAGUGAGCUUUCGCUCAGGUUUUGGCCGACGUCGUUGGUGCUGGAGACCCUCCCGAGGGGAUUGACUCAUCUUGCUUUGGCCAGGCCCGACAAGACUACAGCCAACGAGUCUGCACUGCGCGAGUUGAUGUCCAGCCUUACCAAUCUCACUCAUCUCCAAACUCUCAGUUGGCUCACAACGGAUGGAAUUUCAUCAAACGAACGCACUGAGUUUAUGGAGUUUUGUCAUACAAGGGGUGUGCGGAUCGUUGAGCCACCUCGUGGGAUUUGCCCUUCUGUGCGACUUGGGUCAACGUACCUGCCACUACCGUUUGCCCUACCCAGAUUUCGAUACUGUACCCCUUCAAAUUUGUGA
Molecule: messenger RNA, 1164 nt
Organism: Rhizoctonia solani
Lineage: Eukaryota; Fungi; Basidiomycota; Agaricomycetes; Cantharellales; Ceratobasidiaceae
Exons: 2
Coding region: 1-1164 (387 amino acids)
Source: RefSeq, a predicted model, not a curated record